ACGAACUAUUUAUAUUCCGGUAAUUCCACUUCCGUUUUGGCUCUGUGUUUGAAAAUGUGAUAGAUAAAAUGUUCAGAAAUCAAUGCAGUGUAACUUGACAGUAUGCCCACAAUUCGCUAGGAGAAUAUUUUAUACAUUCAGGUUACCUGUGGCAUGGAAUUUGGUUUGAAAGUGAAGUGAAAGGGAAAAUGAUAAUUUAAAAAUCAGUGCAAAAAGGCUCUUUUCUAUUUCAAGAAUAUUUUUGCUAUUUUUUUGGCCUAUCUUCGUUUCCACAAUGACUUCAGUUCUGCAGGAAUUUAAACAUCCUAAACCUACAUUGACAAUAAAAACAGUUGCAGAUUAUUAUAAAACUGAUUGGACUAAUUAUGAAAUGAAACAUCCCCAUCCACGUGGGAAAUUCAAACCCGUCCUACAACCAUUUAUAACUGGUACCAAAAUCAACACAAGAAAUUUAGAGGCUUAUAGAACCAGAGGAGAUGAACUUGAAAGAUUGGACAUACGAAAAGAUAAUUAUGAACGACGACAAAUGCAAAUGGAGUGUCAUGGCUUCAACGCCAGAAAGGAAAAGCCCUAUAAAGGGAUUGGAGAUCCAUUUUAUUUAGACGAGGAUAAACUAAUUCUACAUGCAUUAGGACAACUAAGUGAGAGAGAAGAAGAGAAGGUCAAGAGCUCAAGUUCAGAUGAAGAUGAUAUAAAAAUUAGCAGUAAAUUAAAGGAACCUAUAGGUUCUAGUUCAUCCACACAACAGUUCAGAUUAAAAAGAACGAGAAAAGAUUUACACACAAUUCACAAAGAAGUCAAUCAUAACAGGCAUGUCAUCAGGAAUGUCAGACUUGGUCAUGGAUUAUUUGAUAUUAUUAAACAAGAACAAACAUCUAAGGAAGCUGCCAUUGAAGAAGCUGAACGUCUAAAAUUAGAAAGACGGAAAACCGAGUGGCAACCUCCAAAACAGGAGAGUUCCAGUGAUGAAGAAACAGAUGAUGAAUUAAUAGACGAGGUUGAACUAUCAAAUUUUAUGAAUGGAGAUGGUAAGGAUACAGAUGAGGACAUUGAUGACGACGCAGCCUCAGAUGCCGAAUCACCUGAACCAAGAGACAAAAUUGUUUCUUCUUCUGUCAGUUUUAGGGAAGAUGUCACUUCAUCACCUUUUAACAAAGCCAUCAUCCCGAUGUCACGACCAGCUACAUCUGCCAGCACGAAGAAAAAGAAACAGAAAAUACCAAGACCUUAUACCCCACAUUUUGUCAAUAUCAUGGAGGAAGUCAAAGAAAAGACUGGUCCCAGUGAUGCUUUAUUUAGACAGCUUUGUGCUUUACAUUGGAUACUAGAAGCCAUGAGAAAUUGUGAUGAUUCAGGAAUAAAAAUGACACCUAUUAUGUCUUGCUGGAAAUUAAUUAAUAUAGGAGGUGUUCCUACAUUGGAGGAUGUUGCCAUUAGAGACAAAGAAAUAGAUAAAGACUGGAAAAAAUUCAGAGAUCAAGAAGGACAUGGUACACACAGGGAUAGAUUCAACAGUCGAUUAUACAUGACGAGAAGGGGAACCACCACAGCUAAGAAACCAGCCACAUGGAGAACGUCUCUUGCUGGGUCUGCUAUGGGUUUAUCUGGUACCAUGAGGUCCAGUGCUGAUGAAGAUGACAACCAUGGUGAUGAUGAUUACAAGGAUGAUGAUAGUCCAAGUAAAAUUGCAAUAAAAAAUGCAUUUUCCAAAGUUUUUGUUUUGGGAAGUAUAGCAAGCUUACGGAGAGUACACUAUGGGACUUCUAGAAUGUCUGUAGAUAUUGAAGGUUCUAAAGCAGGCAGUGAAGGUGCUACAAAGACAGAUGACUCCAUUGAUAAAGAUGAAAGUGCUGCCAUAGAAAAAUGGACUAAUAAAGUUAAUGAAGAAAAAAAUAAGUUAGCCAAAACAGCUUCAGAAUUAAAGCGGAGUACAAAAGUUGCCAAAAUAGAACAACUCGUUCGACAAUCAUUGAAUCAAACCGACAAAAUGCCUGGAAGACAGGAUAGGGCAGAUGUACAUUUCAUACGACCAAAAAGUUCACCUGCACUGAUGCAUUUCAAAAAUACAAGGUCUAGUCUAAAACAUGGUAAUAUGGCUAAUAAAAUCAAUACAGAAUUUCGAAGAUUACAAGAGGAAAAGGCGCUACUUCUACAUGAGGAAUUGGAACAUAGAGAAAAACAAAGAAUGAUGAUAUGCCAAAAUAAAUUUAUAGCUAUCAACAGUCAGAGAACAACUAGCUUCCAUAAAGCCUUACGUCAAAUGAGAGAGAGAAGUGAUAAAUUAUUCAUCAGACCGACAGAUGAACAGUUGAAGAAAAAACAAAUGGAAGAACAGGGAAAUUGGUUAACAGAUUUACUGAGGAAUGUACCUGAAGAUUUACAGAACAAGUGGCAUUAUAAACAUAUUAUAGACAAAUUCAAGUCUAAGUUUGGAUCUACACGACGUAGUUCACAACGUAGACCAACGGUUGUACAGAUUGAAGGCUUUGGUCAACAGCACAGUAAAAUUAAAUUCCUGAAAGUUUUAGAACGUCUCCGUGAAUGGGAGAUUUGCAGCCCAGAUAUCAGUGCCGCCAUAGAAUUUUGCAGAGAAAAAAUCGUAAAAAUGUCUAUUGAACAAUUUGAAGAAUGGUUUCAGGGUCAGUUCCCUAAGGUUAUACGACCACAGACAGCGCCACCUGUCAAAAAGGAUGAUGAGAAAGAUGAUAUUUCAUCGAAAAAACAGACUCCUACAUCAAUGGCAGUCCCACGACGUAGUGCUAGUGCUUAUAAGAAAUUAAUCCGACCCAUGACAACUGGUUGAAAUAAUUAUGCUGCUUCUGUUGUUUUAAUUUUUUGCAUUGUAAGCUAAUUUUCGAAAUAGAUGGGAUUGAUUUUUUUAUUGAAAAGUUAAGAAUUGUAAAAAUAUUACAGUAUGUGAUCUUUUAUAUACGAUGCCAUUGUUUUCUAUUCGACUGGUAAUAAUACUGUUCGAAUUUGGCUCUAUGUCCAGAACCACUCAUGCGAUCAGACACCUUUUACAAUGGUCUGAUUCCUCAGCUAAAGGGACAGUCUUACAAUAGAUGGACUAGUGUUAUCAAACCAAAGGCCACUCCAAUUUAAAGACUGAAGGCUUUGUCUAAAGCCUUAUGAGAUUUUGGUCGGCUUGACUCCAAUCACUUACAGAAACCAACCCUAUUCACAUAUUUUGAACUAGGUUGGCUUUAAAAAAUCAAGUGACAUUAAUUAUGAGCCUAUUUAUCAGAAUUUACAUGAAAAAUUGGGUGCUUUAUUUUAAUAUUUAAUUCCGGGUAUAUAACUAGUACAUACAUUUCUCAUUUAGUGUGACCCCUCAUUCCUCCACUCCAAUCCCCAAAAUAGCGAAAUCAAAAUCUAAACUUUUUUGCCAAAAUGUUAAUACAGUAUUCACAUGAAUCAAUACACCAAAGUUUCAUAAGUUGUAGUUUAACUGCAUUAACUCAUUUAAAUCUUAUCGAAUGAAAAUAUUUUUCAAACAAUGGGUUUUUUUUCACAGA
Messenger RNA from Mytilus trossulus (common blue mussel), 3515 nucleotides. Its product is annotated as coiled-coil domain-containing protein 60-like. NCBI's taxonomy places the organism in Eukaryota, Metazoa, Mollusca, Bivalvia, Mytilida, Mytilidae. The transcript is spliced from 22 exons. The record is from RefSeq and is a predicted model, not a curated record. Bases 275 to 2803 code for a protein of 842 amino acids.